Colletotrichum higginsianum IMI 349063 is the source of this 387-nucleotide messenger RNA. RefSeq lists its product as uncharacterized. Lineage: Eukaryota; Fungi; Ascomycota; Sordariomycetes; Glomerellales; Glomerellaceae. The record is from RefSeq and is a predicted model, not a curated record. Bases 1 to 387 code for a protein of 128 amino acids. The transcript is spliced from 2 exons.
AUGGAGCAGCAGCAUGAGCAGAAGCAGGAGCACAGCACGCCGGCCAACCGACGAGGCGCUCAGCAUGGUACCCGACCGUUGCGUGGACCGUGGUACGAGUGGAGCGCCCGGGAUGUGAAUGAAUGGAUGAACCCCAAGAUUUGGUCGGCGCUUGCGUUCUCCAAUCAUGGACCAUCCCUCUGCCACGCCACUGUCGAAAUCAUGUUUGGGUUUGUCGAGAAAAUAUACGCGCCCAUCGGCAUCCCAUACCGCGACGCAGCGGACGCAACGUGGGAUCGAAUAUCCACAAGCAGAGAAGCGGAGAAGGAACAGAAGAGAAAAAAAGAGAGAGGUUCAAGACUAGGCGACUUCAAGGGAGCAAAGGCGGGUAUGGAUGCAAAUGGAUGA